Messenger RNA from Nyctereutes procyonoides (raccoon dog), 2121 nucleotides. It is a transcript of the gene KCNN1, whose product is annotated as potassium calcium-activated channel subfamily N member 1. The transcript is spliced from 9 exons. NCBI's taxonomy places the organism in Eukaryota, Metazoa, Chordata, Mammalia, Carnivora, Canidae. Bases 194 to 1816 code for a protein of 540 amino acids. Gene Ontology annotation, cellular component: neuron projection; neuronal cell body; plasma membrane. Gene Ontology annotation, molecular function: small conductance calcium-activated potassium channel activity; calmodulin binding. Gene Ontology annotation, biological process: potassium ion transmembrane transport. The record is from RefSeq and is a predicted model, not a curated record.
CUGCUGCCCGCCCCGUCCGCGGCCCCGGCCCCGGGCGCCACGCGAGGGUCUGCGGCCGCGCGGGACCCUCUCCCCUCCAGCCUCUUCUGCCCGCGGGAGCCGAGCCCUGCAGGUCAGCGCAGGAGCCCCGUCACUGAGCCAUGCUGGGCCCCGGGUGGCCUACAGUGAGCCCAACCCCGGCACCCACAUAGUCAUGAACAGCCACAGCCACAAUGGCUGUGGGGGGCGGCCGCUGGGCAGUGGGCUGGGUGCCCUGGGCAGAGACCCUUCAGAGCCCGAGGCCAGCCACCCCCCUCAGCCCCCACCUGGCCCAGGCCUCCAGGUGGUGGUGGCCAAGAGCGAGCCAGCCCGGCCUUCACCUGGCAGUCCCCGGGGGCAGCCCCAGGACCAGGAAGAAGAAGAAGAUGAUGAAGAGGAUGAGGCAGGCAGGAGGAGGGACUCAGGGAAGACCCCAAAUGUGGGCCACCGCCUGGGCCAUCGGCGGGCACUCUUUGAGAAGCGGAAGCGCCUCAGCGACUAUGCCCUCAUCUUCGGCAUGUUCGGCAUUGUUGUGAUGGUGACCGAGACGGAGCUAUCCUGGGGGGUCUACACCAAGGAGUCCCUGUACUCAUUUGCACUCAAAUGCCUCAUCAGCCUCUCUACAGUCAUCCUGCUGGGCCUGGUCGUCCUCUACCACGCCCGGGAGAUCCAGCUGUUCAUGGUGGACAAUGGGGCGGAUGACUGGCGCAUCGCCAUGACGUGCGAGCGCGUGUUCCUCAUCUCUCUGGAGCUAGCCGUGUGCGCCAUCCACCCGGUGCCCGGCCACUACCGCUUCACGUGGACGGCCCGCCUGGCCUUCACAUACGCGCCGUCGGCGGCCGAGGCCGACGUGGACGUGCUGCUGUCCGUCCCCAUGUUCCUGCGCCUCUACCUGUUGGGCCGCGUCAUGCUGCUGCACAGCAAGAUAUUCACGGACGCUUCCAGCCGCAGCAUCGGCGCGCUCAACAAGAUCACCUUCAACACGCGCUUCGUCAUGAAGACGCUCAUGACCAUCUGCCCCGGCACCGUGCUGCUCGUCUUCAGCAUCUCCUCCUGGAUCAUCGCUGCCUGGACUGUGCGAGUCUGUGAGAGGUACCACGACAAGCAGGAAGUGACCAGCAACUUUUUGGGGGCCAUGUGGCUCAUCUCCAUCACCUUCCUCUCCAUCGGCUAUGGUGACAUGGUGCCCCACACCUACUGCGGGAAGGGCGUGUGUCUGCUCACUGGCAUCAUGGGGGCCGGCUGCACAGCACUCGUGGUGGCCGUGGUGGCCCGGAAACUGGAGCUCACCAAGGCAGAGAAACAUGUGCACAACUUCAUGAUGGACACUCAGCUCACCAAGCGGGUAAAAAAUGCCGCUGCUAACGUUCUCAGGGAGACGUGGCUCAUCUACAAACACACCAGGCUGGUGAAGAAGCCAGACCACGCCCGGGUUCGGAAACACCAGCGUAAGUUCCUCCAAGCCAUCCAUCAGCUCCGGAGUGUGAAGAUUGAGCAGGGGAAGCUGAAUGACCAGGCCAACACGCUCGCCGACCUGGCCAAGACCCAGAAUGUCCUGUACGACCUCAUGUCCGAGCUGCACGCCCAGCACGAGGAGCUUGAGGCCCGCCUGGCUGCCCUCGAAGGCCGCCUGGAUGCCCUGGGUGCCUCCCUGCAGGCCCUGCCUGGCCUCAUCGCCCAAGCCAUACGCCCGCCCCCACCACCCCUGCCGCCCCGGCCUGGCCUCGGACCCCUGGACCAGGCAGCCCGGAGCCCCCCGUGCCAGUGGCCCCCCGUGGCCCCUUCAGACUGUGGGUGACAACCCUGCCUGCCACCGGACCCCUCAAUCUUGGCCAUCGUGUGGCCGCCACCUCCACGCCAUCCAGGAAGCCCUGUACAGCGGUGCCUCUUGGAGUUCAAGGAGCCGAAGCUGAGUCGGGCUGAGCGGACCAGGGCCCUCCCCACCCAGACUGUCUGGGCAGAAGACAGGGCCGGACUGCAGGCGAGGGUAGGGGUGGGCCACCGCCCGCUUCCUCCCUGAUUGGAGCUGGGGGAGCCAGGAGCUUCCUUUGGCCCCCGGACCCCCUGAUUCUCCCCAGGCCCCCGGUGGGCAUGGAGCAACCA